Molecule: messenger RNA, 1446 nt
Organism: Camarhynchus parvulus
Lineage: Eukaryota; Metazoa; Chordata; Aves; Passeriformes; Thraupidae
Gene: GJA10
Product: gap junction protein alpha 10
Exons: 2
Coding region: 1-1446 (481 amino acids)
Biological process (GO): cell communication
Cellular component (GO): connexin complex
Source: RefSeq, a predicted model, not a curated record
AUGGGGGACUGGAACUUGUUGGGCAGCAUCCUUGAAGAAGUGCACAUCCACUCCACCAUAGUUGGCAAAAUCUGGCUCACAAUCCUGUUCAUAUUCCGGAUGCUGGUGCUGGGAGUGGCUGCUGAAGAUGUCUGGGAUGAUGAGCAAUCCGAGUUCAUCUGCAACACCGAGCAACCUGGCUGCAACAAUAUCUGUUACGACAAAGCCUUCCCCAUUUCUUUGAUCAGAUACUGGGUACUGCAGAUCAUAUUUGUCUCCUCCCCAUCCUUAGUGUACAUGGGCCACGCGCUCUACAGGUUGAGGGCCCUGGAGAAAGAGCGACAGAACAGGAAAGCCCACCUGCGGGCUCAGCUCGAGGACCUGGAACCUAUGCUCGAGGAACACAGGAGAGUGGAGAGAGAACUGCGUAAGCUGGAGGAACAGAAGAAAGUGAAUAAGGCACCCUUGAGAGGGUCCCUGCUGCGCACCUAUGUCCUACAUAUCCUGACCCGGUCGGUGGUCGAAGUGGGCUUUAUGAUAGGUCAGUAUCUUUUAUACGGGUUUCACAUGUCUCCCCUUUACAAAUGCACUCGGCCCCCCUGCCCUAACACGGUGGAUUGUUUUGUGUCCCGACCCACAGAGAAGACCAUCUUUAUGGUUUUCAUGAACAGCAUCGCCGCCGUCUCCCUCUUCCUCAACAUCCUCGAAAUCGCCCACCUGGGCAUCAAGAAGAUCCAGAAGAGCCUGUGCGGGCAGCCGCUGUGGCCGGCAGGCCCGUCCGAGGAGGAUCCCAUCGCGUACAACUCCAAGAAGAGCUCGGUGGUGCCUCCGCCGCCCUGCCUGGCCAGCAACGCCAGCGAGGAGGCGCCGCGGGCCGCCCCGGCGGGCGGAGGGGCAGGAGCGGCGGGGGCGGCCGCAGCCGCUCGCCGGGCGCCCCGCAGGCAGAGCCGGGUGAGCGCCUGCCGGGAUCUGGAUGAGGAGCGCGGCGACUCCCCGGACAGCGGGCACUGCCCCGGCACCCGCAAGUCCAGCUUCCUCUCCCGCGUGCUCACCGGGAGCCGGGCGGGCAGCGACAGCGAGAGCACCGCCUCCCGCGGCGGCUCCGGCCCCGGCCCCGGCCCCGGCCCCGGCCCCGGCCCUGGCCCCGGCCCCGGCCCCGGCUCCGGCUCCGGCUCCGGCUCGGAGGGGCAGCGCCGCUCGGAGGGCGCGCCCAGCCCGCCGCCCGCCGCCUCGGGACGCCGCCUGUCCAUGGCAAGUAGCGCCCGGGACAGCCCGCGGGAGGGGGGCGGCGGGGGGCCGCGGCAGCCCGUGCCGGCCCUGGGGAGGAGGGGGCGAGCCAGGGGGCAGAACGGCUCGGGCAGGACUUCCAACACAGCCCCAGCCCCUCGCGGCACCCCGGACAACGCCAAGCUCCCAAACGCUCGGCCUCCUUCUGCCGUGAAAGCAGGAAUACCAGGGAAUUACUGA